Strigops habroptila (Kakapo) is the source of this 2354-nucleotide messenger RNA. It is a transcript of the gene PMEL, whose product is annotated as premelanosome protein. Gene Ontology annotation, cellular component: melanosome. Gene Ontology annotation, biological process: melanosome organization. The record is from RefSeq and is a predicted model, not a curated record. The transcript has 12 exons. Bases 19 to 2250 code for a protein of 743 amino acids. NCBI's taxonomy places the organism in Eukaryota, Metazoa, Chordata, Aves, Psittaciformes, Psittacidae.
CGGGGGGACACGAGAACCAUGCGGGUGCUCAGGGUGGUCGCGGCGGUGGGGACCCUCCUGGUCUUGGCUAUGGCUCAGAGGAGAGCCGGUGGCCGGAGCCAGCCCUGGAGCGGGCGGGCGGCGCCGUUCCGGAGCUGGGACUCGCUGCGGUACCGGCCGUGGCAGGAGGGGUCCCCGCGGCAGCCGGGCUGCUGGAGAGGCGGCGACGUCGCCUUCGACAUCAGCAACGAUGCUCCCACCAUGGCGGGCGCCGAGGCCACGUUCUCCAUCACCCUGCGCCUGCCCAGCACCCAGGAGCUGCUGCCCGAUGGCAGCGUGGUCUGGAGCCAGAACUGCACCGUCAAUGGCACUCGCGUGGCCCGCGGGGACCCGGUGUUCCCAGACCCCCCCGAUGAAGCCGACGGCGUCUUCCCCGACGGGCGCCCGUUCCCCACCGGUGGCAAGCGCGGGAGAUUCGUCUACGUGUGGUGGACGUGGGGGCGCUAUUGGCAGGUUGUGGAUGGAGCCACAUCCCAGCUGACGGUGGGCACGGCAGGGGUGCCACUGGGCUCCUACACCAUGGAGGUCGUCGUCUACCAUUACCGCGGCCGCCAGAAGUUCAUCCCCAUCGGCCGCGCCAGCUCCCAGUUCAGCAUCACUGACCAGGUCCCGUUCGCGGUGGACGUGGCGCAGGUCCCGGGUGCUGUGGACGGCACCGGGCGCUACGUGCGCAACCGCGCCGUGGCCUUCACCGUGCGGCUGCACGACCCCAGCCGCUUCCUGCGUGAUGCCGACGUCUCCUACUCCUGGGACUUCGGGGAUGGGAGCGGGACCCUCAUCUCCCGCAGCACCACCGUCACUCACACCUACCUGGAGGCCGGCUCCUUCGCCGCCCGCCUGGUGCUGCAGGCUGCCAUCCCCCUCAGCCCCUGCGGCACCUCCGCGGCGCCCGUCGUGGACCCCACCACCGGCGCAUCACCAACAGUGGGACCCACACAGCCCGGAGGCACCACCGGGGUGCCCAGCACCGCACCGGCAGGAUCCGGCUCGCCCACGGGGGGAUCAGCAGCCAGCACCGUGCCCUCGGGCUCUGCUGUCACCGUGCCUUUGGACCCCACCAUCACUGACGCUUUGGACCCCACCAUCACUGACACUUUGGACCCCACCAUCAUUGAUGCUUUGGACCCCGUCAUCACUGAUGCCUCGGACCCCACCAUCACUGAUGCCUUGGAUGUUGCUGCCACUGAUGCCUUAGACCCCGCUGUCACCGAGCCCGUCCUCGUGGCACUCAGCACCCCAGCGGAUGCUGCCGCGGGUACCGGUCCUGCUGCCGCUGUGGUGCCUGUGGUCCCCCCGCUCCCCACCUCAGUGGCCCCGGCUGGGGAUGCGCUGGGCACUGCAGCCGCUGCGGGCACAGAGGGAACGGUGGCUGCAGACGCAGCCACAGCUGGAGCCACAGCUGUAUCCAUGGCUGUAUCCACGGCUGGAGCCAUGAUUGGAGCCACAGAUGGAGCCAUGGUUGGAGCCGCGGAUGGAGCCACGGUUGGAGCCACGGAUGGAGCCACAGAUGGAGCCACAGUUGGAGCCACGGCCAGAGCCACGGCCGAGCCGCUGGUGCUGGUGAAGCGCCAGGCACCGGCUGCCGAAGCCACCGGCUGCAUCUUGUACCGCUACGGCACCUUCUCCACCCAGCUCGACAUCGUCCAGGGCAUCGAGAGCGUGUCCAUCGUGCAGGUGGUGCCGGUGGCAGCAGAGGGCGGCGAGAGCAGCGUGGAGCUGACGGUGACCUGCGAGGGGAGCCGCCCCGAGCAGGUCUGCACCGUGGUGGCGGACGCCGAGUGCCGGGAGGCGGCGGCGGCUCAGACGUGCUCGGCCGUGGCGCCGGGCGCCGGGUGCGAGCUCCUGCUGCGCCAGGACUUCAACAGCUCCGGCCUCUUCUGCCUCAACGUGUCCCUGGCCAGCGGCGGCAGCCUGGCCGUGGCCAGCACCCGCCUCACCGUCGGAGGCGCUGCCCCGGCUGCUGGUGCCACCACGCUCAUCAUCGUGGGGCUCGUGCUCAUCGCGGCUGCCCUGGGCACCGCGGCCUGCGCCUAUCAGCGUGUGAAGUACCACCCGCUGCCGCCCGCGGCCCCCCCGGCCCCCGGCCCCCGGGCCUGGCUGCCCCCCAGCUCUGCGCUGCGCCUGCUGCUGCGCCGGGUGCUGGGAGGGGGGGGCCUGGAGGUGGCCCCCAGCAGCGAGAGCAGCCCCUUGCUCCGUGGGAACCCCGCCUAGAGCCCCCCCAUCCCGACCUGGGCAGGGAACACGGUGGUGGCAAUGGGGGGGGACACGGUGGCCCCGGUCUCGCCGCCACCACCAUUAAAGGCUCAGCUCAGCCG